Messenger RNA from Emericellopsis cladophorae, 957 nucleotides. RefSeq lists its product as uncharacterized. Bases 1 to 957 code for a protein of 318 amino acids. The record is from RefSeq and is a predicted model, not a curated record. NCBI's taxonomy places the organism in Eukaryota, Fungi, Ascomycota, Sordariomycetes, Hypocreales, Bionectriaceae. The transcript has a single exon.
AUGAAGAUCCUCAUCACCGGCGCGGCCGGUUUCGUUGGCCAGCUUCUCGCCAAGACGCUGCUCAACGACCCCACGGGCCAACACACCCUCGUCCUCACAGACAUUGUCGAGCCCCCGAUCCCCGCGGGCGUCCAGCACCCCCAGAACGCGACGUGUCUCCAGGCCGACCUGCUCACGCAGUCGGACGCCGUCGUCAGCAAGGACCUCGACGCCGUCUUCAUCUUCCACGGGAUCAUGUCGUCCGGGUCCGAGGCGGACUUUGACCUCGGCAUGCGUGUCAACUUUGACGCGACGAGGAACCUGCUAGAGACACUGAGGACGGUCUGCCCCGGCGUCAAGGUCCGGUACACCUCCUCGCAGGCCGUCUACGGCGGACCGGUCCCGACACCAGUGUCCGAGGCGGUGCGGGCCACGCCCGAGUCGUCGUACGGCUGCGCCAAGAUGAUGUGCGAGUACCUCAUCACCGAGUACCAUCGACGGCAGUUUGUCGACGCGCUGGUCUUUAGGCUGCCGACAAUCUCGGUACGACCGGGGAAGCCUACCGCCGCGGCGAGCUCGUUCCUCAGCGGCAUGAUCCGAGAGCCCAUGCAGGGGAUCGAAUGUGUCAUCCCCAUCCAGAACCGGACGUAUGAGCACAGGCUAUGCUCGCCGGGCACGUUGGUCGGGAACCUGGUGCAUUCGCUGUCGCUGGACAGGCAUGUCCUGCCCGAGUUUGACAGGGUCAUGACGCUGCCGGGCAUCACUGUCACCGUGCAGGACAUGAUGGACUCGCUGGCCAGGGUGGGCGGGGAGGACAAGCUGAAACUCCUAAGAGAAGAGGAGGACGAGGCGCUCAAGAGGAUCUUGUACUCGUGGCCGGCGGAGUUUGACUCGAGAAGGGCGCUGGGACUUGGUUUCAAGGCGCCUGGGUCCAUGGACGACAUUGUCCGCGAGUUCAAGGAGUACUUGGCGCAGUAG